Aspergillus luchuensis is the source of this 2403-nucleotide messenger RNA. RefSeq lists its product as uncharacterized. Gene Ontology annotation, molecular function: zinc ion binding; DNA-binding transcription factor activity, RNA polymerase II-specific; DNA binding. NCBI's taxonomy places the organism in Eukaryota, Fungi, Ascomycota, Eurotiomycetes, Eurotiales, Aspergillaceae. The coding region runs from base 1 to 2403 and encodes 800 amino acids. Gene Ontology annotation, biological process: regulation of DNA-templated transcription; DNA-templated transcription. The transcript is spliced from 3 exons. The record is from RefSeq and is a predicted model, not a curated record.
AUGACCUCCGCAGCGCACAGCAGUCAUCCACCCGCCGGGAAUGGGGUGACUAAGCGCAAGUCAGGCUCCGCGGCCUGCGUCCACUGCCAUCGGCGCAAAGUCCGAUGCGAUGCCCGCAUCGUCGGCCUCCCAUGCUCCAAUUGCCGUUCCGCGGGAAAGACGGACUGUCGCAUUCACGAAAAGAAGAAGCGUCUGGCUGUGCGAUCAAUCCUUGACCCUGUUCCAAUCCGCUGUCGACCACCUCCUGCUUCUUCUGAGCCUACACACAGACAUUCUUUGCCCCUCACGGCUACAACCCCGCCUGACGCUUUCACCACCACCUUCCGCGGCGUCCAGCCGGAAGUGACAACGCCUGUCGCACCUCCCACCUCAAGCCUACAUAACCUUCAUCAAACGCUUAAUCAUAAUGUUAAUCAACACCCUCCCCAUAAUGGCGCCGGGUCUACUUCAGACUCUCCAACAUAUAACCGUCCUCCGGGCCCAGAUGUCUCGGCCGAAUCAGACUCGCAUGCGGAUUUGGAGAAACGACUAGUGAAGCUAAUCGAUGAGGAAGAAUCGGGCAGUCGGGAGAUUCGUCGGGGUGUGCGAGCUAUAUAUGUGGGCCAUGAGCUGUCGAACAUGUCUUUCUUGAUCCGUCAGCAACGUGACAAGGAUGACGACGUGUAUCACUUUGCAGGCAAUGAGAUUCCGCGACGACAGUUAAGGACCGGGCAUGAUCAGCUGCUCAUGGAUGCUCUCACUUUGCCUGAACCGGCCCUAGCAGAUGAGCUGGUGCAAGCUUACUUCGACCACGUCAACCCGGGGUAUCCUAUUAUUGACGAGGACCUGUUCAUGGCGCAGUAUCGCAAUCGAGACCCCGCUGAUCCUCCCCCAAUUCUGCUGCUACAAGCCAUCCUACUGGUGGGAGCCCAUGUCACUCGUCCCAAAGCAGAACGCGAUGCCCUCAAGGACAUUUUCUUCCGUCGUGCUAAGUGGCUGUUUGAUUCCCGUAUUGAGCGUAAUCGCGAUAUCCUGGUGCAAGCUGCCCUCCUCUUGACUUGGCACUCAGAUGGUGCCGAUGAUGAUGUCGCAGCGAAUGCGCACUAUUGGGUGGGUGUAGCUGCCAGGAUUGCUACUGGUCUUGGAAUGCACCGAAACCCUAUCUCCAGCCGGUUUGUCUCUCGUGAUCGCCGAAUGUGGAGGAGGCUAUGGUACAUCAUAGUGCAAUUCGACGUUAUGGUAUCACUUUCCUAUGGUCGACCGCAGGCAAUCAAUCUCGAAGACUCCGAUGUGUCUCCAUUGACAAUCUCCGACUUUGAAGGCUGCGGACCUCGUGUUCAAUCCGACUAUGUGAUCCAUUUCUCUGAACUCUCAGUGAUGAUCUCGUACAUCGUUCGAAGCCGCUUCGGACUACGAGUGAGUCCAGAGCGCCGCAAAGCCGUCCUCCUCGAAGCCGACGAAGCCCUUGCCAAUUGGUCUCUGAAACUGCCCGAUAAAUUACGUCUCCGAGCAUCCGACAUGGACCCCUGGUCCGCCAUGCUCCAUCUCACCUACAACAACUUCCUGAUCCUCCUCCAUCGCCCACACCCCCGAGCAUCCGCCUACUCAGACGACUACGGCCCACACGACGCCGAAAUCUGCAGUGCAGCUGCAGGAGUCAUCACCUCAAUCUUCGAAGAACUCCGAUUAAACGACCGCCUCAAGUUCCUGUGGUACUCCGGCGUCCACACCCUCUUCACAGCCAUGAUCCAAGUCCGCGUCGAACUCCGCUUCUCCAACCCCGUCCUAGCAAUCAACGCUCUCCGCCGCUUCGACUCAGCCUCCUACUCCCUCCGCGAACUAGCAAGCUACUGGUUUCACGCCAACACCAUCCUUCGCCUUUUCGAAGACUCCAGACGCCUCCAAGAAGACCUCCGAAUGGCCACCAGCGAACGACCACCCCGCCGCUUCAGCAACCCUCAAGACCAACUCAAAACCACCCUACACUCCACUACUUCCACAUCCACCUCCGCACCCACAACAAUGCAAACAUCACGAACCCCCAACCCAAACCCCACAGACCGCCCCCUUCCCUUCGAAGUCCCCACCCCAGACUCCUCCACGAACCACCUCCCAACAAGCCCACACCACAACCACCCUCAACCUCAGCCCCAACAACAACCUCACCAUCAUCAUCUCGACGCCUGGAUCCCCCCACCCCCACCCUCCGCCACCAUGACCCCCGUCGUCGACGCAAUCGACGCCGACGCGCCCCGCGAAUCCCUCGACUGGCGCCAACUCUUCUCCUUCACGGAUCUGGACCAACCCGUGCUACCAAUGGCCAUGGAAGGACUUCCCGAGUUAGAGGAUGAAUGGCGUCAGAUCUACUGGCAGGAGACUCCGAUGUCGGAUCUUCUGUUAGAUGGAGGGUGGAUGCAUGGAUGA